UGGGAAAGGAACAAAGUGCCUAUUGCCACAUAUGCCUGGUUAAUACAAACUCCACAAGAACAUCCAGAAGCCAAAGGCUGAAGAACAAGAUAAAACUGAACUCAUGGAAGAAACUAACAGCAACAUUGAAGAAAAUGAAAUUAAGACCAAGCUCUUUGCCACACCAGUAGCUAAGUUAAUGGAAGCACAGAAAAGGGCAGAAAAGUUUGCUGAAGAAAAAGAGGCACAUAACACCUGCAAAGAACUAGUGAAAUGUGUUGCACUCACUCGAAUUAUCUAUGGAAACGGGCACUGGCGGUUGGCACAGGCAUUUGCCAACCUUGCUCACAGCUACCUUAUGCUCCAAGGUCUUCCUGUUCAAGCUAAAAAACAUGCAAACUCAGCCAAAUAUUCUAUCUUCAUGAGGAAGAGUUCCCCUUUGGCAUCUACAGAGGAAAGAGAGAUUCAGAGCACUCUCGUGACCAUCUAUUACACCUUGGGUGUAGCAAACCUGAUGCAGAAAAAUGGAAAAGAAUCCUACUGCAAUCUGCAAAAGGCAGAAAGGAUUAUGGAAGAAUUGCAGGGGACAGAGACUACUGGAUUUAGAGUAUCUGAGAGAGACCUUAUGGCAGCAUUGGGCAGGGCAAGUUUACAGAAUAACAAGUUAGAGCUGGCUGCCAGGUACUUUGAGAAGGCAAUUGAAGCUACAAUAUCAUCUGGAGGAGAGACGGCUCCAGAAUUGAUCAGUCUUUAUCAGGAAAUGGCUGAAAUGGAACAAAUAAAGAAAAACCAUGAAAAAGCCAUAAGGUGUUUAUUACAGGCCUAUUCUACUUCAGCAGCUCUAUACAGCAAAUUCAGCCCACAAGUGGCAUCAGUGGCUUUGUUACUGGCUAAGGCUUAUGCAGCAACGGGAGAAGAAAAGGAUGUUGAGGCUGCUGAAAAAUAUUUCACUGAGGGCUUCACAGUCUACAAAGAGGCACUUGGCAUGGAUCAUUUUCAGACAAUUAAUGCUGUGGAAGACUACAGUAAAUGGCUUGCACGAACAGGGAAAAGAAAGCAAGCCUAUAGCUUUCUCAAAGAGUCAUUUAAAUCGCAGCAAGAUACCUGCAGAGAUUUUAAUGAACAGGCAAUUGAGAGAUUGUAUAUUAUGGGAUGCAUCUGUCUGGCAGAGGAGAAAAUAAGGGAAGCCCAUCUGCUGCUUAGUAAGUGUGUGCAGAUUCAAGUUGCUAUUUAUGGGCCCCAUCAUAGGAAAGCUAAAAAGGUACAGGAGCUGCUGGACAGAUUGAUGAUCGUCUCUCCUGUACAUGAAGUGACCAAAUGUUCAAAACAGAAGAGAGGGGGGGCACUAAAUUUCUCAAUCCCAGAUCUCUAAGUAUCUGUAAUCAAUGGAAACUCAGAACAUCCAAACAAAAGAAGCAAGCAUGUAAUAUCUUGUUUUGAUUCUUAGUCAUCAGUGCAUUUUAGUAUUAAUUCUAGUGUAUUUCUGUUAGACAGCUAGCAAGAUGCCCACCAAAACAGGAGGAAUAUUUUGGCCCAGCUGGUUGCUGAGAAUCUGGAAUAUCCAGCCAUUUAAAUAGGUGGGGAGAAAAGAAGAAUGGGACUGGUAAAUGACUGCUGAUAUCAUUGAGAACUUUAACUGUGCACUGGGAAUUUACUGCUUUUCUUAUAUGGAUAUAGCAUUCAGAAGACAUUGUCCUAGGAAAAGGGCUAGAAGCUCCACAUAUGCUGUCUAUUCAUGUACCUGACACACCUUCUACUGCUUACGGAUAUCAAGCAGGUGAGAAGGAUGUGAAGGAAAGUCUUACAGAUGCUUGAGACAUAAAGAUAUACAAUUUCAAAUCAGAGCCUGUGACUUGCUAAAUGCCACCCUUACUCUGAAUGGGAGGGAAAUAAAAGCCCAAUGGUAUUACCAGAUACUAGAUGAUAAAACACGAUGAGGUAUUUUCCACCCUUAUGUACUUUUUGAUAUAUUAAUUUCCCCACCAGAUAAAGUAAGUCUUGGGUGUUUGAGCCUUAAUACAGUAUCUGGCUACAGACCAACAGCUGCAUGAGGCUUCAGUAUAAAGAUACUUUCUCUUGCUCUCAGCCAAGCCUUUUGUUGACAAUCACCAGAAGUGAUAAGAAAACAUACUUCCCACCACAGUUCUAGCUGGGAUCAAAAGCAAAAAAGAACAGAUGUGCAGGGAGAAUAUAAAUCUAUCUCAGGGCAAUCUUGAAGGCCUCUAGAUGCUGUUGGAUUCUAAGUCCCAGCUGUCCCAGUUAGCAGAGCCAGUUGGGAGAAAUGCUGGGAACUACAGUCCAACAUCUAGAUACUGCAUAUUGCCAUCCGAUUCCUGACCUGCUCCCUUAUGAAUAUGAGCAAACAUUUACACUACAUUUAUGUCUGAAUGAGAGAU
Sceloporus undulatus (fence lizard) is the source of this 2375-nucleotide messenger RNA. It is a transcript of the gene TTC23L, whose product is annotated as tetratricopeptide repeat domain 23 like. The transcript has 11 exons. Gene Ontology annotation, molecular function: protein binding. Lineage: Eukaryota; Metazoa; Chordata; Lepidosauria; Squamata; Phrynosomatidae. The record is from RefSeq and is a predicted model, not a curated record. The coding region runs from base 104 to 1351 and encodes 415 amino acids.